AUGGACGCUGUCGUCCCUCCUGAAAUUACAGCUGAACUCACGCAGAUUCUUUCGAAUCUUGUGUUGGGCGAUAAUGAGAUUCGGUCCAACGCCGAGAAGGCUGUCAAUGACCGAUUGGCUCAUAGCCCUGAGCUGUAUAUAUUGGCAUUGACGCAGUUUGCGAUUGCUGCUGAUACCGAUAUCAUGAGGUCGUUCUCCCUCGUCCUCCUCCGCCGGUUCCUCUUCCGACCACCACCAGCGACAGCACAGGCGCCUCUCGCACCCGCGGGUCCCCGACUAACGCUCUACGACCACCUCUCCUCGAACACCCUCACGACGCUCGAGCGGCUCCUCCUCUACUCGCUCUCGCACGAAGGAUCGCCGAGUGUGAGGAGGAAGACGGUGGACACGAUAUGCGAUGUGGCGAAGCAGGGGAUGGCGCGGGGGAGGCCGUGGCAUGCGCUGCAGGCGCAGACGUUUGCGAUGGCGAGGGAGCCUGGGGGUGCGGGUGGGAGUGGGGGCGCGGGGUUGAGGGAGAGUGCGUAUAGGGUUUGGGCGGGGUGUCCGAAUCUUGUUAUGGACCUCCAGACGGAUGCGGUGUUGCAGGUUUUUCAUAAGGGGUUGUUGGAUAAUGAUAGUAUCGAGGUGCGGUAUGCGGCGCUGUUAGCGUCUGUUGCGUAUCUUUCGGCUGCGGAUUCGAGACAGCUCGCGCAAGCGCUCUCGUUGCUCUACCCGAUCCUCGACACCAUCCACCAGCUCUCGCAGUCGCUGUCGUCGCCUCCGCUCGGCGCCUCCGUCAACCCCUCGCUCAAAUCAAAUUAUCACCAUCUAUCGACCUUUUUGACGGCGCUCACACCACUUUGCUCGACCCAUGCUGCGCUGUUUGGGCCGCACCUCCCGGCGUUGCUCUCUUUCCUCCCAUCGCUGAUCUUGCCUGCUGUGGAUAGCGGGCCUACGCCUACGGUGUCGCGGCCGUUCCCCACGGGCAAUGGUCGUGCGGGCAACAAUGGAGGAGGUGGGGCGUUUGUGUUCCCGCCUGCGACCUCGGGUGAUGGAGAUGGGGAUGGAGAAGAGGAUGGAGGGGAGGGAGGGAACGAUGAGGAGGAGGAUGAGAGGGCGGGGUUGAGGCUUGCGGCGUUGGAGUUCAUGGUUAGUUUGUCAGAGGCCAAACCGAGUAUGGUUAGGAAGACGGAGGGGUGGGUGGAUGUGAUUGUUCGGGCGUGUCUUGAGGGAAUGGGGGAGUUUGAUGAAGAUGAGGAGUUGAGUGUUUGGUUGCAGGAGGAUCCUUCGACCUCCUCGGAUGCGGAUUCGAUACCGGCCCUGUAUGAACAGUCGCUCGAUCGGUUGGCGUGCGCACUAGGCGGGAAGGCGGUCCUCCCUCCUGCGUUCAAGGUGAGUCAUUUUCGAUGA
Coprinopsis cinerea okayama7#130 is the source of this 1389-nucleotide messenger RNA. RefSeq lists its product as hypothetical. The transcript is spliced from 5 exons. Gene Ontology annotation, biological process: protein import into nucleus. Gene Ontology annotation, molecular function: nuclear import signal receptor activity. The record is from RefSeq and is a predicted model, not a curated record. Gene Ontology annotation, cellular component: cytoplasm; nucleus. NCBI's taxonomy places the organism in Eukaryota, Fungi, Basidiomycota, Agaricomycetes, Agaricales, Psathyrellaceae. Bases 1 to 1389 code for a protein of 462 amino acids.